Messenger RNA from Lactuca saligna, 396 nucleotides. Lineage: Eukaryota; Viridiplantae; Streptophyta; Magnoliopsida; Asterales; Asteraceae. The record is from the annotation of a GenBank genome assembly.
AUGGCUCAUUCUACAGAUUCUGAUUCUGAUUUUGUAUCAACAGCUGUUCCAACUAAAAAAGUGCAAACAAAUGCAACUGUAAGAAAAACAGGGAAAGAAAUCUAUAUCGAUAUAGAUUCAGCGAGUCAAGAUAGGGUUAAAAAAGCUAAAAAUACAAAAAAGAAGAAAAUACUUGAAAAGAAAAAAAGACACUAUGUUUCAGAUUCUUCAUCUUUACAGUCAGAGACAUCAGAGUCAGAGACAUCCACAACAGAUAGUGAUGAAUAUGAUGAUGAAUCUGAUGAAGAAAUCUAUGUAAAAAAGAGAACCGGUGAUAGAAAAUAUGUUGAAGGAGUGACAAAGAUUAAAGAAGCAAAAAGGAAGAGGAAUAAUAGGGACAAUCGUGCAGCAGUAUAA